AUGAGAGCCGUGGUAAUGUGCAGCAUGGUGGCCUUGUUUUGUCAGCAAUGUCUGGUUAGCAGCCACGUUCUGGGAAGGCCUUCAUCUACCAGUGACCUGGAUCAGCUAAGGUCUCUAAUGGAGCGCUUCGAGGAGACACUGGAUGAAGAAAACCAGGAAGAAACCGAAGCUGAUUACGAGGAGACAAACCAGGAACGCGAGCACAGCCCGGUCAGCAGGGCAUGGAGUCUGGACCGAGACUCGUGGAUGUCAGAGAAACCUCAGCCAUUAGCGACGAGUCACAACAACGCACAAAGUCAGAGGAGCCAACUACAGAAUCUGCUGAUGAGCAUCAAAAAACGAGCCUCUGGCUGCUUUGGAGCCAGGAUGGAUCGGAUAGGAAAUGUCAGCGGUUUGGGAUGCAACACUGGAAGAGGUUAGCGACACUGUUUCCUGGACACAUGGAGCGUUCUAUGUUGGAGCUGAAGAUGUAACCAAGGACACCUACAUUUCUGUCAUUAUACAUCAGUGACGGUUAAGGUCACUGUUUGACUGGACAAAUCAUCUCUCACCAAUGUGAUUUAUUUCCUACUGUGCAACAUUAUCAACUUGAAAACCAUUGGUUUUCUAAAAUGUAACUUGGUUUUGUUUGCUAACAAAAAAUGUAUAAAUAAACAAAGAUCAAUAUUAUUUUUAAUACAAAUAAAUGGAUUUUCCA
Messenger RNA from Nematolebias whitei (Rio pearlfish), 697 nucleotides. It is a transcript of the gene nppa, whose product is annotated as natriuretic peptide A. The record is from RefSeq and is a predicted model, not a curated record. Lineage: Eukaryota; Metazoa; Chordata; Actinopteri; Cyprinodontiformes; Rivulidae. Bases 1 to 420 code for a protein of 139 amino acids. Gene Ontology annotation, cellular component: extracellular region; cytoplasm; nucleus. Gene Ontology annotation, biological process: negative regulation of systemic arterial blood pressure; receptor guanylyl cyclase signaling pathway; cGMP biosynthetic process. Gene Ontology annotation, molecular function: hormone receptor binding; hormone activity. The transcript is spliced from 3 exons.